Molecule: messenger RNA, 741 nt
Organism: Penicillium alfredii
Lineage: Eukaryota; Fungi; Ascomycota; Eurotiomycetes; Eurotiales; Aspergillaceae
Exons: 2
Coding region: 1-741 (246 amino acids)
Source: RefSeq, a predicted model, not a curated record
AUGGCCGAAAUUGCUAAGGCCCAGAUUGCGGACCAGGCAGCCGUGGCCUCUUUCCAUACCGUGGGCUCUCACAAAGUCUUCGAUAACGAGGAUGGCCUCAUCAUCCUGGAAAAGUUUGCCAAGGCCACCCGCAGCAUCGAGAGCCUCGAGGGGCAGGUCUCUGAUCUUGAGUCAUUGAUCAAUAUCAUGAAAUUGGAGACCGCUGUUCUGAAGCCGGAGAACGCUGCCCUGAAGGGAGAAUUGGCUAUUCUACGGACGGAGAAUGCUGCCUGCACCGUUGAAGUGCCCAAGGUCCACCACAUGAACGGGUUGUACCUGAAUGUCCGAGAGCGAGGGUGGACCACUCUUCUGCGUGACAAAUGGCGUAUGAACGAGCCUGAGCAGAAAAUCCCUAUGAGGCAGCUAUACGCGGCUGCUGUUCACGAUGGCCAGGCCGUCGUCUCUCAAAUGUUCCUGGAUCGUCGACCCCGAACCGAGCUGGAGAACUUUGUGUCUGUCUAUGGUGCCGAGCCCGACAAAAAAUGCUGGAUUUCAACCGCCAUCCAACUCUUUAACACGGCGGGUAGCAUUCACAUCCAGCUACAAGAGCUGCGUCCUGAGGAACAGCGGGUUUUCGAUGAACUCGUUCACCUUGUGCGGGACUCUAGCCGCUAUGAGAAAGUAGAGGAGGCUGCUAAGCGAUUCCCUUUCAACUCUGUGAACGAGGACUUCGAGAUUGAGACUGUGAACCAGGAGGUGUAG